CAGUUUCAGAUGCAAAAAUGCCCAACGGGGAUAUUACGGGACCGGACGGGGGUGUCACUCUCUGCGACCAGAUGGAGGUGUUUUCCGGCCGGUUAGCAGGUCAGACACUCGGUUUUUGCGACAUGGAUUGCAAGGAAGUGAAAGUAGCCAAUGGUGGUUAUUUGCACAUGGGGAACACCGACUCUGAUUAUUUCCCUGAAGACAACAGGGACCUGCAUUGCGAUAGGGAUGCAAAGGAGGAUUUAAAUGGACCCGAGUCAGGUUUAUGUGCCAGAAGCUGCAGCAGCGGCGUGUCGGUCGCAGAGUGCCCGGGGGAGGAUGCACCAUCUGCGGCCGAGCUCCCGCAAUCCCUCGCUCCAUCUGCUCCGGCCGAGGGCUCCCCCAUCCCGGGAUUAAGUGCCAAACUCCCCUCGCCUUGCCCGUCAACCUUCUCCAACCUCACCAGUGACACUGAGCCCAGCACCAGGGAGGAGGAGGAAGAGGAGGAGGAGGAGGAGGAGGGGGGAUUCAGUGACUUGAGUUUGCCCGCCAGGCCGCAGACUUUGAGGACUAACCCAAACGUCGCAUUUUCACUCAGCUGCGAUGCCACCCCGUUGUCCCCCGACGGGGAGGGGGGCUUUUAUUUUGCAGACGAGGGGUACGAGGAGGACUUCCGGAGCUCUCUGGAAGUGGGUCGCCGGCAGAGCGCCCCGGACAAGCUGCCAGACCUGACGGGACAGCAAGACAACUCAGACCACAAGCUGAUGCCAAAGAGGUUUGGCAUUGCUGAUUUCUUCACCAGGAGCCUGUUUUCUAGGAAAUCCAAAGAGCCUAAGGCGCCGUCCCACAAUGCAACGGGCUGGCGAUUAUUUGGCAAGGCUGCAGGCAGAGAGAAUGACGCAGCUAAAGACCCUGCCUCAUCAACACAGCAGGAGGAGCAGGUGAAGGGCUCGGACGCGGCGGCGUGCCCGCAGCAGCGCCCCCUGUCUGCCGGGAGGAGGAAGAACCUGGAGUUCGAGCCUCUGUCCACCACGGCGCUCAUCCUGGAGGACCGGCCGGCGAACCUGCCGGCGAAAUCCCAGGAGGAAACCCAGAGACACAAACUGGAGUACGAGGAGAUGGUGGCCGGAGCCAAGAGGAGAGAGCUGAAGGAGGCGCAGAAGAAGAAGCGUCAGAUGAAGGAGAGGCUGAGGCAGGAGGAGAGCAUCUCUCACGCCAUGGUCAUCUGGAACAACGACAUCCUGCCGCACUGGGACACCAUGAAGGGCACACGGCGGGUCAGGGAGCUGUGGUGGCAGGGUCUCCCUCCCAGUGUCAGAGGAAGAGUGUGGAGCCUCGCUAUCGGCAAUGAGCUCAACAUCACACCAGAGCUCUAUGAGAUCUUCCUGUCCAGAGCGAAGGAGAAGUGGAGGAGCUACAGUGAGACCAGCUCAGUCAACGACAGCGAGAGCGACUGCGGAGCCUCCCUGGCUGACAGAGAGUCCAGCCUGGAUCUCAUCAAACUGGACAUUUCCAGAACCUUCCCCUCCCUCUUCAUCUUCCAGAAGGGCGGUCCCUAUCAUGACCUCCUCCACAGUGUGCUGGGGGCUUACACCUGCUACAGGCCUGACAUCGGCUACGUGCAGGGCAUGUCGUUCAUCGCCGCCGUGCUGAUCCUGAACCUGGAGGAGGCCGAAGCCUUCAUCACCUUCGCCAACCUGCUCAACAAACCCUGUCAGAUGGCCUUCUUCAGGGUGGACCACGAGCUGAUGUUGAAGUAUUUCGCAGCCUUUGAGGUUUUCUUCGAGGAGAACCUGCCUCGUCUCUUCAGCCACUUCCAGACCAACAGCCUGACCCCUGACCUCUACCUGAUCGACUGGAUCUUCACGCUGUACAGUAAGUCCCUCCCUCUGGACGUGGCGUGCCGCGUGUGGGACGUCUUCUGCCGGGACGGGGAGGAGAGCCUGUUCCGGACGGGGCUGGGCAUCCUGCGGCUGUACGAGGACGUCCUGCUGCAGAUGGACUUCAUCCACAUCGCCCAGUUCCUGACGCGGCUGCCCGAGGACCUGCCGGCGCACACGCUCUUCACGGCCAUGGCCAGCACACACAUGGUCAGCAGGAACCGCCGCUGGGCUCAGGUGUUCUCUGCGGUGAUAAAAGACGGAAAUAAGGAAUCGGACAAAAACAGCAGCCCGGCUUUGAGAAGCUAACGCUAGCUAACCUUGAAGCUAAAGGCCCUCUUGCUUGAAACUAAUGUCAAAGGCUAGCCAUGAAGGUUGAGGCUGUAGCGCUAGCUUCUCCAUGAACUUGAGCGGCGGAGCCACGCCGGCGUCGGAGCUCAGAUCAUCCGAGACGAGCCGUGAAGCUCGAAGCUACGCGGCGCUGAAGCUGAACAUGGCUAGCCUUUAGGUUAGAGUCUCUGUUGAGAUGCUAGCCACAAAGCCUGAAGCGAACGCAAGCCGGCCGCGAGGGUUAGCGCUAACGUCAGAGGCUAGCGAGCCGGCUAGCUGGUUUACAAAGCCCCGGCCCCCGGCCCCGCAGGAGGCCGGCCGGCCGCCUGUGUGAGCCUCCGGCUUGUGGAGGGAGGUGAAGUUGCUCCAGUGUUUAUUACGAUGUGGGUCGGGACCAAAAGGGGUUUCAUUCUUAAAAUCUAACAGGCAUUUCCAGUAUUUCCCCAGACCAGUUCACACGUCGGAACAGAGACUGGUCCUUUUCCUUUUCAAACUGUUUUCCACCAGAGCUGUGUUGGCUGUCGAUCAGAGCUCCACAUGAUGCCAUGUGAUGUUUCCCACAGCGACUGGGGCAGUAAACGCACCAGUAACCCCGCUGGCUGCUCCAGUCAGGACAUGAACUGGGUUUUCAGACCAGUUUCAGGUGGAUCCACCUGACAGGAGUAUCAGUCUGUUCAUCAGACUCAGAUCGGGGUGUUAGCCUCCACAGCUCGUCUUCACGACACUAACCCAGAGCGCUUUGUCCACUUUCAAUCUCACAGACUCUAAUUCUGAUUGACGGUGCUAACGUUUUUCUCAAACUUUAAAAAAUAACCCUAACGCUUUAAUGAUUAGAUCCUUGUAGUUUUCAUUUCAUUUUUUUUUUUUUGUGUUUCAAUCUUGUACCAAG
Myripristis murdjan (pinecone soldierfish) is the source of this 3078-nucleotide messenger RNA. Its product is annotated as TBC1 domain family member 12-like. The transcript has 13 exons. Lineage: Eukaryota; Metazoa; Chordata; Actinopteri; Holocentriformes; Holocentridae. The record is from RefSeq and is a predicted model, not a curated record. Gene Ontology annotation, biological process: regulation of GTPase activity. Bases 18 to 2168 code for a protein of 716 amino acids. Gene Ontology annotation, molecular function: small GTPase binding; GTPase activator activity.